AUGAAAAAGAAGAAGCAGAAGCAGAAGAAGGUCUCGGAUCCGAUCCCAACUGAUCUCCUAAUAGAUAUAUUCUUGAGAGUCCCCGGAAAGUCAAUAGCUAGGUUUCGCUGCGUAUCGAAAUCAUGGGAAUCCAUUCUUCGCCGUCCUGAUUUCACUGAGCUGUUCCUCACCAAGUCUUUAGCUCGUCCACGGCUCUUGUUCUUCAUCAGAGUUUAUAAAGAGUUGUUCGUCUUGUCUUCACCUCAACCUCAAAAUCCACUUGAGAACACCACUCUUGUAGCCACCCGUUAUAAGUGUUUUCCCAAAUACUUUCCAUCUGACGUCUCUCCUCCGCUCAAUGGAUUACUCUGUCUUCAUGAAUGGGCAAGGAAGUUGCGGGUGAUCUGUAACCCUGUAACGGGAGAGUCCAUAAACUUACCUCCAUUGAAAGCUGCGGGUGCUAAAAAAAGCUUUUUUGGGUAUGAUCCGAUCAACAAAGAGUUCAAAGUCUUGUGUACGACUUGGUCACGCAAUGGACAACUUAAUACUCAUAGGGUUUUAACAUUGGGAACUGGGAAACGUUUAUGGAGAUGGGUUGAAUGCAAUCAACGUUAUUCUAUACGUAGUGGAGUACACUUUUAUCGUGAAAUAUGGAUAAAUGGUGUUUUGUAUUAUGGAGCUGACAUUGGAAGAUGGUGCAUGAUAGUUUGUUUUGACUUUAGCUCCGAGAAGUUCAGAUUUGUUAAGUUGCAUGAAGAAAUGUCAGAUGGGACUCUGAUCAACUACAAAGGUAAGUUAGGGGCGUUAGAGGAAAGAAUGUGUGAAGUUGUGUUGUGGGUUGUAGAAGAAGUUGCUGGAGAACAUAAAUGGUGCAAACGUAUAAGCGUGCUGUUAAACUCACACGACGAGAUGCAGAGACGUCUUAACGUUGUUGGAAUGACUGGUGGAUGUGAAAUUGUGUUUUCUCUGUAUUCUAGACCAAAACCUUUCUGCAUUGUCUACUACAAUAUCGAGAGGAAAACUUUUACAAGAGUCAAUAUUGAGGGAUUUGAAGAGUUUCAUGCGCACCGUACAAAUCGCAUAACCACCUUUCUAGACUAUGUAGAGAAUAUGAAGCUUUUGUAA
Microthlaspi erraticum is the source of this 1104-nucleotide messenger RNA. NCBI's taxonomy places the organism in Eukaryota, Viridiplantae, Streptophyta, Magnoliopsida, Brassicales, Brassicaceae. The record is from the annotation of a GenBank genome assembly.